GCUCAAUCAUCACUCGCCACGUCUCGAAAAUAGUCCUCAACCUGUUCAUUUUUUUUUUACGUCAAACUUCAAAACCAGGAGGACUAGCUUCAGAAAUCUGAGAGAGUAGCUUCGCUACCUAAGCUAUCUUCUAAACGAGGUAACUAGCUUCUACCACAAGGAGAAGCAAUUCAUCUCUUACCGUAGUUUCUGCUAAAACUACAACACUCCAACAAAAUGCUGAUCGACUGCCCAGCUCCGGACUUCGACUGCACGGCCUGCAUGCCGGACAAUAGCUUCGCGAAUGUCAAGCUUUCCGAUUACAAGGGCAAAUACGUCAUUCUCUUCUUCUGGCCAGCUGAUUUUACUUACGGCGGAAAUAAAUGAUUCAUUUCUUCCAACGGUCAUUUUCUUCCGUUUCCUUCUUGAGAAUUAUCUGAAUAAGUGACCAGUCAAGAUGGAACGAAAGACUUGUUUUUACUUGUAAAGAUGGACGAAUUCACGUCUGCCAGUUUUCCUGGUAGGCCCACACCUAACCUAACCUAACUUGUAAGGUGAACAAAGUCGUGAACAUCAUCAGUUGUCAACUUGGUAAAAACGUGCUCUAAUUUCCGUUCGUCUGCGCCUCUGAGGUUCCAGGAUUCGACAAGCUGUUGCCAGAAUUUGAAGCACGCAACUGCGCCAUCCUCGGUUGCUCCACCGACACCCAUCACGCCCACAAGGGAUGGAAGCUGUUGCCAGCGGAACUCGGUGGCAUCGGACCAAUCAAGUAUCCCAUGUUAUGGCUUCCCUUGCUUGUUGUCUAACUGUAGAUGUAGCUAGUUAGUACUGUAACACUAAAUAAAACCCCAACUACAUGCAGCUUGUUGUCGUGAAAAUAGAGGGAACAAAUAGAAUAUCGCCAAUCAACAUGUUAUUUCCACUUCGAAGAGUCUUCUAGUGCCUGUUGUUAUUUCCACUUGUCCUCCGAGUCUUCUCUUCUGUUAAUAUCUAUGGACCUUCUGUUAAUGUCUAUGGACCUUCUGUUAAUAUCUAUGGACCACGAAUGAAACGUCUGCAUCACAUUAAAUCUUCAUCGCCCUUCUGAAGGAUAAUCAAGGAUAACCAUGAUCCUCUAAUCUCAAUCGGCGACAAGUCCAAGGAAAUCGCAGCUGCCUACGACGUGUUGCAAGCGGAUGGGUUGUGCGCUCGCGGUGUUUUUUUGAUCGACAAGACUGGUGUCGUUCGCGCUGAGCAUAAGAACUGUGACCCGUUGGGACGUAACUUAGAUUUAUGAAGGUGUUUCGAGUGUAUUAGAUUAGUGUUAGUUAAGGACCUAAUAAAGAUUAACUAAUCCACUAUCGUCUAGAAUAACUGCAUUAUGAAGGCUUCUGAUGAUGAACUUGGCCUAACACUAUGAUACUUUGCCAAAAGAUAAGCGGGAUGAGAAUAUUGAAGGAAUAGCCUAGUCUUAGUGGGCUGGAGUUUCUGGAUUUCUGUAGCAGUUCUGACGUAGGUAGGUAAUCUAGAAGUUAGGUCUGACGUAGUUGUAGUACGAAAACUUUUGGUUUUGGCCUGUGGCACAUUCGCAGUCAAUAGUGUUUAAUCCAAGACAUGAUACUUUCCAACUGGUUCCCCUCACAAGUAGACACUAAUAGCUAGAUAAGAGGCGCCAUGACAUGACAGGAUGUUAUUUAGCAUGAUCCAUCAAUCAUGUACGAAUUUACCUAGUACAACUGUGCUUUCGUCCCACCCACUUGUCCUCAUGUUAUUUAGCAUGAUCCAUCAAUCAUGUACGAAUUUGCCUAGUACUGUGCUUUCGUCCCACCCACUUGUCCUCUGCCUCCGUCGCCCACUUGUCCUCUGCCUCAACCACUUCCCUUCCCCUCCUUUCAUCUUUCGAGCCUCUCCGUUUACUCGAUGGUCUGAUCUUCCACGAGAAGUCUAUUGCAGAUGGAAACAAGCAGGUGUGCCCAGCAUCCUGGAAGUUGGGUAAGAAGGGCCUCACCCCCACGAUGGAGGGCGUCGGUGCCUUCAACAAGGAAGGUGGCGUCGCGAACUACGUGCAAUAA
Molecule: messenger RNA, 2030 nt
Organism: Amoebophrya sp. A25
Lineage: Eukaryota; Dinophyceae; Syndiniales; Amoebophryaceae
Source: the annotation of a GenBank genome assembly